Messenger RNA from Clupea harengus (Atlantic herring), 1376 nucleotides. RefSeq names its product RAB4B, member RAS oncogene family (gene rab4b). Lineage: Eukaryota; Metazoa; Chordata; Actinopteri; Clupeiformes; Clupeidae. The record is from RefSeq and is a predicted model, not a curated record. Gene Ontology annotation, biological process: Rab protein signal transduction. Gene Ontology annotation, molecular function: GTP binding; GTPase activity.
AGGUUGCUAGUGUUGCGUGAUUUACGUCGGACGAGCUUGGCUGCGGUAGUGGAUAGCUUAUUUAGCUGGUUGGUUACUUACGUCUGCAGGCAGGUAGUCACAGUUGUUAUUUAAUCAGAACGUAGGGAUCGUUAGCUGAAACCCCCGUUAUCUGGAGGAGAUAUCAUCUCUUUCAAACAGUUGGAGUCCAAGUCGUUUCAGCAGCGGCGCAGACAUGUCAGAGACAUACGAUUUCCUGUUUAAGUUCCUGGUGAUCGGCAGUGCUGGGACGGGGAAAUCCUGCCUCCUCCACCAGUUCAUUGAGAGCAAGUUCAAGCAGGACUCCAACCACACCAUCGGUGUUGAGUUUGGCUCCAGGGUGGUGAAUGUCGGCGGGAAGACGGUCAAACUGCAGAUCUGGGACACGGCCGGUCAGGAGCGCUUCAGGUCUGUGACGCGCAGCUACUAUCGUGGGGCAGCAGGGGCUUUGCUGGUCUAUGACAUCACAAGCCGGGAGACGUACAACGCCCUGACCAACUGGCUGACGGACGCACGCACUCUGGCCAGUCCCAACAUCGUCAUCAUCCUGUGCGGCAACAAGAAGGACCUGGACGCCGACCGCGAGGUCACCUUCCUGGAGGCGUCUCGCUUUGCCCAGGAGAACGAGCUGAUGUUUCUGGAGACCAGUGCUCUGACAGGAGAGAAUGUGGAGGAGGCCUUUCUGAAGUGUGCCCGCAACAUCCUCAACAAGAUCGAGUCAGGUGAGCUGGACCCGGAGCGAAUGGGAUCAGGUAUCCAGUAUGGCGACGCGUCCCUCAGGCAGCUCCGGACCCCCAGAGGUUCUGCAGCUCAGAACAAACAGCAGUGCAGCUGCUAGGGCCGGACCCCUCCCCCUUCCCAUACGCCUGCCCCCGCACACACCCCUACAGCCCUGUUCCAUGUGUUUCUGGGUUUGGACGCUGUCCUCCCGCCCUCUCCGCUGUGACCCUCACACAUCCAGAAACAUCUGAACGACACUGUUCCCAUGACGACCGUUAGCUCCCUGUGACCCCUGACCUGUGGUGAGAGCCAAUCAGCAGGCUGGUUCCGCCCCCCUGUGGAAGGACAUUGGUUUGAUGCUGGCCAGGGGGAGGGGCUAAUAGAGGCUCCCCACUACAACCCUCUCCUGUGAUUCUACACACACAGACAAACACCCUCACACACACACACACACACACACACACACACACACGCUCUACACACACACACACACACUCACACACACACGCUCUACACACAUUAACAUAUGUAUACACUCCAUUAGAAACGCGCAGGAACAGACAUACACACACCUAUACACACACGUCUAACACGAGGAGAAACACACAUGCACAUGCAUAACCACUGAACGUAUAUAU